CGCUUCAUCCAGUACCUGGCCUCCAGAAACACCCUGUUCAACCUGAACAACUUCUUGGAUAAAGGUGCUCUGCAAGGUUACGACAUGUCAACCUUCAUCAGGCGAUACAGUCGCUACCUGAAUGAAAAGGCCAUGUCCUACAGACUGGUUGCUGUGGAUUUCACCAAGAUGAAGAGAGGUGUCGACGGCGUGAUGCGAACCAUGAACACAGAGAAGCUGAUCAAGACGCUGCCCAUCAUCCAGAACCAGCUGGACGCUCUGCUGGAUUUCCAGGCCAAUCCUAACGAGCUGACCAACGGAGUGAUCAACUCUGCCUUCAUGCUUCUCUUCAAAGACUCCAUCAGGCUCUUUGCUGCUUAUAAUGAAGGAGUCAUCAACCUGUUGGAGAAAUACUUUGACAUGAAGAAGAACCAGUGUAAAGACGCUCUGGACAUCUACAAGAAAUUUCUUUACAGGAUGACAAAGCUGUCGGAGUUCCUCAAAGUGGCAGAGCAAGUUGGAAUAGAUCAGGGUGACAUCCCAGAUCUCUCACAGAAGACUAAAGGAUCAUACAUUGCCCCCAGCAGCCUCCUGGAGGCUUUGGAGCAGCACCUGGCCUCCCUGGAGGGCAAGAAGACGAAGGAGUUUAAUGCAGACACAAGAGCGUCCACCCUGUCGAGUGCCGUCUCAUCUCUGUCCUCCACUGGCAUGUCCUUCAGCCGCAUGGACGAGAAGGAGAAGCAGCAGGCCCUGGAGGAGGAGCAGGCCAGGCUGCAGGCUCUCAAGGACCAGCGCCUGAAGGAGAUCAGCAUGCAGACUCCCCCCUCUGCCUCCCCCAGCAGCCAGUCGGUCGGCAGCGCCAACAACAACAACCACAUCUCACAGACCCCGGAGUUGUUUGGCUCCGCGCUGAAUGCAAACAGCGUCCCCAACCUGAAUAGUGACCUGUUUGAUCUGCAGCCGGCCUUCAUCCCCGCUGUGCAGAGCACUCCUUCCAUCUCCAACGCCAACAGUGCCUGGGGAGGAGCGGAGAGCCAGCCACUGCAGCAGCCCACCCCAGCCAUGACUGUAGAUUUCGAUGCUGUGUUUGGGAAUAAGUCCACACCCAGUAACAACGGUCCGCAGCCUGCAGCCGGUUUCGAUGCUCUCGGAGACCUGUUAAAGCCCACAGUCACCGCGCACACCGCACCACCUCCCCCUCCUCAAAUGGCCAUUCAUCCUGGAGGAAAGCUGCUAGCCAAUGACCUCGACUCUUCUCUGGCCAACCUUGUGGGCAAUCUGCAAUUUGGAGGAAGUGCAGCCAAGAAGCCAGAGAUGCAAUGGAACCAGCCUGGGGAGAAGAAGCUGACCGGUGGCCAAAACUGGCAAAAUAAGACCAUGUCGACCACACAGUGGGGCCCCGCUCCCAUGGCUCCACAGCCUAUGCCUGUGCAACAUGUGAAUGGAAUGUUCUAUACUAGUUAUGCCCCAGCGCCGAUGGCUUUCCCCAUGACCACACCACAAGUGCCUGUCUAUGGAAUGGUCCCGCCCCAGAUGGCUCAGAUGGGAGGGGUACCUGUGAUGGCUCCACAGCCAAUGAUGUACAACCAGCCUGUUCUCAGACCCACCAACCCUUUCGCACCCAUGCCAGGAGCCCAGAUGCAGUUUAUGUAAUCCAUUCAGGAGGAAGCUGAGUGCCAAAAGUGACAAACAGAGGAAAAAUGUCACGGGAGGACGGCCGAGCGGAGGGAGGGAUGAAAGGAUGGAGACACGAUCCAGAUAACCGACAGACACCAAAACGGAGGACAAGAUGUAGACGGGGGAGGGUGGGGGGGCUGUGUCUGUGUGAAACAACUGCUUGCAUGCGUGAGAGUGGAGCUUCUCUGCGUUUAUGGUGUCACGUCUGACGCGAAGAGUGCAGAUGGAUGAGCAGAGAAGAGGGGAUGGAGGUGAUCCUACCGCACCCAGCCUGCUCAGUUCAGCUCACUGUCGAUGCUUUGAGAGCUGCAGAUUUAGCUUUAUUUCAUUCUGGUGCUACUUUGUCCUCUUCAAGUUCCUGUCUGCCUGCAACAGCAACUUGGGAGCACUUAUAAGAGAAAGUGUGUGUGCGUGUGUGUGUGUGUGUGUGUGCAGCAGUUGUUUCAGGUCUCCCAGCUCCUCUCAGCCCACCCCCCCCUCACUCUCCAUUUGUUUUUACUGAGAGAUGCAGAGGCACAUUUUCUCAAGUUUGUUUCCUGUAAUUUUCAAUCUGUAUUUUUUUUUCUUUCGUUUAUCUUCGACAGCCUCUCUUUAAUGCUACCAGGGCUUGUACAGCAGUUUGUUGAAGCGCUAAACGGUAACCGAGCAUUUAUCAUCAUGGCUUUUGUUAGCUCUGCACACGGAGACGGGGUGUGGUGACGCAUGGGAACAAAAAAGAUAAAAGGAACUCAAGGGCUCGUCCCACUGGGGGUAAAGGCAUGGAAAUGUAUCAGGUUUUGCUGAAAUGGUUGACUGUAUCCGCAUCAUGAAAACUGCCGGUCAAUGUGCUUUCAAAGGGUUUAAGGGAUUGAGGGUUCUUUGCAUAAAAUGUCACACGAGAAAAGUGUCUUGAAAUUGAUCAAAAUUUACCCACAAUUGUUAAUGAAGCUGUGUACAUAAGCAAAACCUGUGUUUUUUCUUUUUUCCUUAUAUGGGCUGUUAACCCAUCUUUGCAAAGUCAGCAUUUUAAUAUUGUGUGUGUCUCUUUAAGAGGCUGUAAGCGAUCAUCAGGAUUGGUCACCUGUCCUAAAAUGAACCCUUUUCUUAAAGCGAUACACACAGUCAUCUAUUUAAACAGUGAAGGGAUGGUUCUGGAUGUUUUGAUCGGAGGUUCUGUUAAAAACACGUCUUCUUUUAGUAAAAGUCUAGAUUAGUUGGAUUUGGAAGCUUAUUAAGCGUCCAAAACAAAACGUUAUAUUUAAAAGAAUCUCCAAACCUAGUUUUUUUUUUCUUUGAAUUUUUGCACAUCAGAAAUAGAGUUUUUUGAAGUGUAUCAUUAACAACCUUCCUGUGUGAAACUUUGCAGUGAUCAAAGUGCUAGUUUAUUGAUUUCUCCUAACCUCCCCCAUAUUUUUUGGUUUACUUCAAUAUCAGUUCCUGUGAUGGGAAAAGCUCUAAAGGUUUAUCCUCAUUACAAGCUAUAAAAUUCCUGCCUACAUAGUUGGACAAUUGUUAAUAGAGUCUAUAAAGUCAAAUAAACUGAUGAUGAUGCUGCCACCACCAUGCUUCACAGUAGGGAUGGUGUGUUCAGGGUCCUGUUUAUGUAGUUUCGUUUUUAUUUAUCUUUUUAACAUCCUUUUAAAAUUAAACAGGCACCCCUUGGUUUUGGCCCCUCUUGAAUUUCCACUAACUUCAGCCUCUAAAAUCAUCUAAUCUGGAUCUGUACUAAUGGAAAAUGCUAAACGUUCUCUACUGCAGGUAAGAUAUGAAGCUGUUUGUAACUUUUUAACAGAACCACGCUUUAAAAGGCCUGAACCUUCCCUUAGAAACAGCUGCUUUUUCUGUAAGUUCAGUAUUCCGCAUAUUUUGCCCGACUAAAUUGUUGCUGAUUUAACUGUUGCCAUGCAAGGCUUUAGAGGCAGGCCAUGAAUGGGGGUGAAAGGGUAUUCUUCUCUCUAGAAGGAC
Messenger RNA from Cyprinodon variegatus (sheepshead minnow), 3600 nucleotides. RefSeq names its product phosphatidylinositol-binding clathrin assembly protein-like. Gene Ontology annotation, molecular function: 1-phosphatidylinositol binding; SNARE binding; phosphatidylinositol-4,5-bisphosphate binding. Gene Ontology annotation, cellular component: extrinsic component of presynaptic endocytic zone membrane; synaptic vesicle; clathrin-coated pit. Gene Ontology annotation, biological process: synaptic vesicle budding from presynaptic endocytic zone membrane; clathrin coat assembly; clathrin-dependent endocytosis. The record is from RefSeq and is a predicted model, not a curated record. The transcript is spliced from 19 exons. The annotation marks the transcript as partial. Lineage: Eukaryota; Metazoa; Chordata; Actinopteri; Cyprinodontiformes; Cyprinodontidae.